Lepus europaeus (European hare) is the source of this 864-nucleotide messenger RNA. RefSeq names its product uroplakin 3A (gene UPK3A). Bases 1 to 864 code for a protein of 287 amino acids. The transcript has 6 exons. The record is from RefSeq and is a predicted model, not a curated record. Lineage: Eukaryota; Metazoa; Chordata; Mammalia; Lagomorpha; Leporidae.
AUGCCUCUGCUCUGGACCCUGCUGGCCCUCGGCUGCCUGCGGUUCGGCUCGGCGGUGAACCUCCAGCCUCAAUUGGCCAGCGUGACCUUCGCCACCAACAACCCAACACUCACCACCGUGGCCUUGGAAAAGCCGCUCUGCAUGUUUGACAGCUCGGGGGCCCUCAACGGCACCUACGAGGUCUACCUCUACGUCCUGGAGGACUUGGCCGGCUCCAGGAAUGCCUCUGUGCAGGACAGCACCAACGCCCCCCUGGACUCGACCUUCCAGCAGACCCACGGCGGGAGGACAGGUCCCUACAGGGCUGUGGCCUUUGGCCUGACCCCCUGCAGCGACCUGCCCAACCUGGAUGCUGUCGGGGAUGUGACCCAGGCCUCGGAGAUCCUGAACGCAUACCUGGUGAAGGUGGGCAGCAAUGGGAGCUGCCUGUGGGACCCUAACUUCCAGGGCUUCUGCAACGCACCCCUGUCGGCAGCCACAGAGUACAGGUUCAAGUACGUCCUGGUCAACAUGGCCACAGGCUUGGUACAGGACCAGACUCUGUGGUCAGAUGCCAUCCGCACCAACCGGCCUGCCCCCUACAUGGCCAUCGACACGUGGCCGGGCCGGCGCAGCGGGGGCAUGAUCGUCAUCACCUCCAUCCUGGGCUCCCUGCCCUUCUUCCUGCUGCUCGGCUUUGCAGGAGCCAUCGUCCUCAGCUUCCUGGACAUGGGCACCACGGACGGGGAAAUGUCGCACGACUCCCAGAUCCUGCAAGAGACUGCCCCCAGGUCCCUGGGCAGCUCGGAGCCGUCCUAUGCGUCUGUGAACCGGGGGCCGCCCCUGGACAGGGCCGAGGCGUACUCUGGCAAGCUGCAGGACUGA